CAUCGAAUCGACACGACAUGACAAAAUGAUGGAACGUUUAUCAAUCGUUAUCUUUCUGAGUCUUGUGUGCUUCAGCCUGGUCAAAGUCGCUGGGACUCAAAACACGACGAACUCUACCUGCACCGAGAUAGGAGCCUUCGAGAUCGACGACGGAACAUGUAAAAAUUAUUACAUAUGCAUAGACAACGGCGCGACCCUGGUGCCGGUGAUGCUGUCGUGCGCCAGUUCUGCCCUAUUCGAUCCUAAUCAAGGUAGAUGCGUGCCCGGAAAUACAACUACGUGCCAGCAAACACCACAAUACGGUUGCCUUCGCUAUGGUAGAUUCCCGAUACAGGACGCGAGCUGUAAGAUGUAUUACCUGUGUUAUUGGAAUGGCAGCGGUUAUGCCAUGAUGAGUAACCUCUCGUGCCCAAACACGCUAGUGUUCAACCCAAUGUCGGAGAAGUGCGUACCACCACAGACAUAUUUAUGCUCAGAAACACAAACGUAAUCAAAUUCCAUAAAUAUAUCGCAUGAAUUUGAUUGCAAUCUGUGUAAAAGAUUUAAUGUUGAAAAUCGAAAAAUCGAUGUAUCAUUAUGUAACAAUAUUA
Camponotus floridanus (Florida carpenter ant) is the source of this 590-nucleotide messenger RNA. RefSeq names its product peritrophin-48-like. Gene Ontology annotation, cellular component: extracellular region. NCBI's taxonomy places the organism in Eukaryota, Metazoa, Arthropoda, Insecta, Hymenoptera, Formicidae. Gene Ontology annotation, molecular function: chitin binding. The coding region runs from base 26 to 490 and encodes 154 amino acids. The transcript has a single exon. The record is from RefSeq and is a predicted model, not a curated record.